GCGCGCCCCUUCUCCUGCUGGCUGCCUGGAAGUGGCGUACGUGCAAAGCGGAGCCGGAGUGUGGCGGCGCAAGCUCCGCCCCCUCCGCCUCGGCUCAGGCAGCCGCCGCAGAAGCCAGAGGGGACGGGCAACGGAGAGGUUCGCCGGGCGGCGGCGGCGGAGGCCGGCUUCCCUUCGUCCCCGCUGGGUUGGAUGAGGGGGGGAGUCUCGCCUGGAGGCUCUUCCCCCCUCCCUGACCCGGCUGCUAUGAGGCGGGCGGCCGCCGCCACAGAAGUGACCCUCCGGAGCGGCUGACGAGAGGGCGGCAGCGUGAAGGCUCGGCGGCUGUCCUCCGCCCACCAAGAACGGAGCGGGAAGCGGGCGAGGCAGCGGGGCCGCGGCGCAGCUCUGGCGGAAGCGGCCAUGAUACAGUGAGCGGCUCUCCUCGGAGGCCGCAGAGAGACGAGGGCGCCUGAGAAGAGGGACACGACAAUAUGGCCAAUGACAGCGGUGGGAGUGGCGGAGCGGGGCAAGGCGGCGGCGGCGGCACCAGCAACGGUGGCGGCGGCACAAGCACCGCCAGCAGCGAGCGGGACCGGCAGUAUUGCGAGCUGUGCGGGAAGAUGGAGAACUUGCUGCGUUGCGGGCGCUGCCGCAGCUCCUUCUACUGUAGCAAAGAGCAUCAGCGCCAGGACUGGAAGAAGCACAAGCUCAUCUGCCGGGGGAGCGGUGGCGCGGCAGGGGGCGCCGCAGAGCGCCGAGGCGGCGACGGCGACCAUGCCCACCCCCACCCGCAGAGCCACGCUCCCCUCUCUGCCGCUGCCGCCGCAGCGGCAGGAGGGGGAGGCGGCGGCGGCGACGGAGAGGUGGACUGCAAGGAAGGCGCGGCCGCAACAUCGAAGAAGGCGACGGCGCUGCCUGCCAAGCCAGAGCCGGACACCAGCGCGGAAGAGAGCGCAGCGGCUGCAGUAACCAAUAACCACGUUGGCCAGCUAGCGCCAGAGACCCGCGGGCAGGAAGAGGAGGACCGGGAAGUGGCGGCGGCCGGGGAAGGCGGGCUGCUGCUCUACGGCGGGGGUCCCAGCGUGGCCGGAGGCGCGUCCCUGCGCCCCAACGGGCAGAUGAAGUCGCUGGUGCCUCAGCGGCUGGCGCUGGAGUACAUCGUGCCCUGCAUGAACAAGCAUGGCAUCUGCGUGGUGGACGAGUUCCUGGGCAAGGAGCUGGGCGGGCAGAUUGCGGAGGAGGUGCGCGCUUUACACCACACCGGCCGCUUCACUGACGGGCAGUUGGUCAGCCAGAAGAGCGACUCCUCCAGGGACAUUCGCGGAGAUAAAAUCACCUGGGUCGAGGGAAAGGAGCCCGGCUGCAAGACCAUCGGGAAGCUCAUGAACAGUAUGGACGAUCUCAUUCGCCAUUGCAAUGGCAAGCUGGGCGACUACAAAAUCAACGGCAGGACGAAAGCAAUGGUCGCUUGUUAUCCAGGCAAUGGAACAGGAUAUGUGCGUCACGUUGAUAAUCCAAAUGGAGAUGGAAGAUGUGUCACAUGUAUAUAUUACCUUAAUAAAGACUGGGAUGCCAAGGUAAAUGGCGGUAUUCUGCGAAUAUUUCCAGAAGGCAAAGCCCAGUUUGCUGACAUUGAACCUAAAUUUGAUAGACUGCUAUUUUUCUGGUCUGACCGCCGCAACCCUCAUGAAGUACAGCCUGCGUUUGCUACAAGGUAAGAU
This is a messenger RNA of Sphaerodactylus townsendi, 1703 nucleotides long. RefSeq names its product egl-9 family hypoxia inducible factor 1 (gene EGLN1). Gene Ontology annotation, cellular component: nucleus; cytoplasm. The transcript is spliced from 3 exons. Lineage: Eukaryota; Metazoa; Chordata; Lepidosauria; Squamata; Sphaerodactylidae. Gene Ontology annotation, molecular function: L-ascorbic acid binding; peptidyl-proline 4-dioxygenase activity; ferrous iron binding. The record is from RefSeq and is a predicted model, not a curated record. Gene Ontology annotation, biological process: peptidyl-proline hydroxylation to 4-hydroxy-L-proline; cellular response to hypoxia. Bases 474 to 1700 code for a protein of 408 amino acids.